Molecule: messenger RNA, 1803 nt
Organism: Opisthorchis viverrini
Lineage: Eukaryota; Metazoa; Platyhelminthes; Trematoda; Opisthorchiida; Opisthorchiidae
Exons: 3
Source: RefSeq, a predicted model, not a curated record
GAUAUACGAGAGGACUGUCGUUAUUUAAAGCACCGCAUAUCGAAUCUGGAGCGUGAGAAUUAUAAACUGUCCUCCAUUGUUCGGCAACAUUGUCCGCAGUUUGGGCAACAGAAACCGGACGACGUGCACAUCGAAUCAAGUGGACAGUUGGAUUGUCUGGUCCCCACAAAAUUUACCAGACAAAUGAAUCCAACUAGCUCAGGCGGCUAUCAUUAUGUUACGCCUGUUGAUCAUCACAGCUCUGUGGGUGAGGACCUCACAUCAGAACCAAUCUUUCCAUGUUUACACUGUCGUUUUUUGCCACCGGAUUCACCCGACAUGACUUGUGAUGACAUUCAAACAUGCUCCUCUGCUGACGACGGUUUGGCGCAUCAGUGCAGAGCGAUUGUACAACAAGAGGCAGCGACUGUAUCUCAAGGUUUUAGGAGGCAUUCCACACAGCUUUUAGAACCAGCAACACCGCCAAGCCUUACGUGGUUUGGUGAUCAUCCAUAUGAACCAAACCAAGCAUUUUUUGAGGCAUACGUCAAGCCUGUCCUUGAAGGAUCCAUGCUUCGAGCAUCUUCAACACCCAUCAUCCCGAUACCAGAUCAAGGUUUAGUGCAACACCAUUUCUUUCCCGCUAACGAUGAUGCUUGUUCAGCUCUAACUCCCCUGCCAUAUGACUCACCUCCGGGUGGCAGUAGAAAUCCUGACGAAUGCGGUCAGCUGAACUUGACGACUCUUCCUUCACCUAACUUGGUGGUCAACCAGGAUCAGAAUCGUACGGGAGUGGAGUUUCGAAAUACGAAUCAUCUUCGUUCAAGUGUUCAUAGCUGCGCAUAUCUCAUGAAUGAAAAGGCAACUUCGCCAUCUUGUACGAAGAGCCUCAUACCGCACGGUUGGCUCCGAAUGCCUGUGCUCCCCAAAUCCGGUCUGAAAAGACAUCCAGUGGGCACGCGAAGCCAUAUCAUCCUUGGAGCUAGAUCAUUACCUCUUUAUCUAAAUUCCAGUGCGGAAGACCUUUCCACUAAAGGCUCAUCAUCGAGAGAAUCCGAUCAUGCCUGCACCGGUAUCCCUACUUCUCCCUUGGCAAGGCGCCAUGCGCGGGCAUACAGCACGCACUUGCGACCGAUUGAGGAGGUAGAUUCAAACCUACAGAGCUUUUACGAUAUCGUAACGUCCAGUAUUAGGACGUGUGCUUCGAAGCUAAAAACAUCGAUCUCAAGAGACGACACGGCAAUCAGAAGUGAAUUGUCACCCAGACAGGUUGAACCGUCUCCACUUGCGAAUAUUCGACGCGUAUUAUACAGAGACCCAAAACUUCGCUAUCUUCACCCAGUCAAACCAACACUAAAGUCCAAGCCAAUACCGCGACUCAUAAAUACGAAGGCGUCAACUCGUCAAAGUUUUGACUUGGAGACACUGCUCUACCAACAGGAUCAACUCCAAAAAUGCCGUGAGGCCCAAAGAAACUUGCGUUAUGGUGUCUUCAGUGAUACGGAGCUACUGACGGGUAAAUUUACAAUCACAUCGAGGGAUGACUCUGCGAUUGAAAGCGGGGAAGACGAAGAGGAGGAGGAUGUCCAAAGUUCAGGAGAGUCAAUGGUGCACACUCAUCUGGUAAAAACCGUCUCCAAAGAAAAUGAGGAUCAAGUACUUGAUUUGAAAACUAUAGACAACCCAGGAAAAGCUGCCCAUAAUUUAGAAAUUACAUCAAACAGCAAACCUGAUGGGAAUGUGUCAAUAGCGGGACUGCAAAAUACAAAACAACCAUUAGUAGACGUUACAGGAAGCCACUCUGGGACGAAAUCAGGAACAGAG